UCUAGCAAAGGUGCAUCACAUAUCCUCCGGGUUUUUGAUUUGACCUCCUUUUCAAGGUCACAGAGGUCAAAUGGUGUAAAUUGGCCGUUAGGAUGUAACGAUGGCACGUUUCUAAACUGCAAUGACUAUUGAUACCAAAUUUGGUACACAUUUACCCCUUAGUCAGGUGAUCUCAGGGACCGAAGUUUGGUCCAAUAUGAUUCACCACUUGACCACCAGGGGGCAAAAUCCAAAAACCUUAAAAAUGUGAUUAUUCCUUAACUUCUCGCCAGAUUGCCACCAAUUUGAUAUCAUGGGUACAUCUAACCACCAUACAGUAUAUGUCACAGGUUUUUAAUUUGACCUUCUUGUCAAGGUCACGGAGGUCAAAUGGCGUAAAUUCGCCGUCAGGCCGUAACUAUGGCACGUUUCUUAACUGCAAUGACUAUUGAUCACAAAUUAAGUACACAUGUACCCCUUGGUCAGGUGAUCUCAGGUACCGAAGUUUGGUGCGAUCUGAUUUGCCGUUUGGCCUCCAGGGAGGGGGCCAAAUCCUAAAUUCUUCAAAAUGCCAUUAUUCCUAGUAAUGACUUCCCCGAUUGUCACCAAUUUUAUAUCAUAGGUACAUCUAAUUCUAACAACCAUUCAAUGUGUCACCCGGGUCUUCUUUGAUUUGACCUACUUUUCAAGGUCACAGAGGUCGAAUGUACUGUAAAUUGGCCAUUUUGGGGAAAUUGUAAUUGCUUGGACCUACAUCAAACCUAACACUACAUGACACAAUACCAUGCUCUUUAUCCAUCUUUCCUCCACAUGAGGUGAGCACAAUGGCCCUGGCCAUUUCAUUCCGAUCCCGAUUGCGGUUUCCGAGAAUCAGGCGCUGGAUCUCGCAUUGCCAAACGAGGACAUUGAACAACAAAAUGGCUAAUUUGUGGGACACUAUUGCGAACUUAAAAUUACCGAUACCAGAACCAUCUGAAGGGGCAGAUGACCAACACAAGGAGGCACCAUCAGGUCCGAAGAUGCUUCGGUACAACCCCGGGUAUGACAUAAGUGUGCUGAAGGAGGUCCUUCUCCUCAAUCCUUUUGAUGACGCCAGUAGAUGGGAUGAGAUUGCAAAGGCCUUUAAUAAAGAGCUCAUGAAAAGGCGCCCCAAUGUGCAGGCCGUCAAUAGUAGAUCAAUCAAGGAGAGGGUAGAGAAAUUGUUGAAAGCUUUUAAAUCAGAGCAAAUGGCGGCACUGAGAAGAUCAGGAACAGCUGAAGAAUACACAGAGAGAGACAGCCUUUUGACUGAGAUAUCUCAGAUGAAGGAUGAAUCGCACGUCAAAAAAGCCUCUGAGACAAAGGGUUCCGAUGACAAAGACAUCAUAAAACAGGGGGAGGCCGUAAGGAAACAUGCCAUGGAAGGCAUGGCAAAAAAAGAUGACUCUACCCCAUCGAAAAAGGUCAGGAGAACACAAUCCAUGUCUGAGUAUGUAGAGUACAAAAAAGCAGAAAUUGAGCUUAGAAAGGAAGAGUUGGAGGUCAGAAAGCAGGAACUGCAAUGGAAAGAGAGGAGAAAGGGAGAAUGUUUUCGAUGA
Molecule: messenger RNA, 1556 nt
Organism: Lineus longissimus
Lineage: Eukaryota; Metazoa; Nemertea; Pilidiophora; Heteronemertea; Lineidae
Exons: 5
Coding region: 804-1556 (250 amino acids)
Source: RefSeq, a predicted model, not a curated record